GUAUGCCACGUGCGCAAUAUCUGAAUUCCUGCGGAUCAAGAGUCAUACGGCGCCCGAGUAUCAUGUAACUCCACGAUUCGCAGCAUCUCCUAUCUCAUCUCUUCGGCACAGGAAAAACUUGCGGGGAGAAAGGGAUGCAAAGACCAAAAUGCCCUUAGAACGACAUUUAAUUUACUGAAGGGCCGAGAAGACUGCAUAAAACCCUAGAAUUGUCUGUGGUGUAGGGUUCUGAGAAAUGGCGGAGAAAGAUGGGGAACUUUUCAUGGUGAGCGAUGGAGAGAUUGAAGAAGAAGAGAAGGCAGGACUAACGAUGGAGAGUAGCGAUGAAGAAGAAAGAGGAGAGAGAGAUAGGAAUUCUCCACCCUCGCCUUUCAGUUCCAGGCAAUGGCCUCAAAGCUUCAGAGAGUCGACUGAUUCUUAUACAAUCGCUGCAUCUCCAAGCUUUGGAAUCCUCCAUCAAACAUCUAGCUAUAGAUACUUGAGUUUAAAUUUGGGCAAAAGUAGCGAGGAUUUGGACCCAAAAUUGCCUCUUCUAUCUGAAAUAAGUGUAGCUGGAAAACAAGAAUCGGAUAAAGAUUUGAGGAAAUCCACAGCGUUGCUAGCAGAAGUAAGUUCGAAGUCCUUGCAUUCGCAGUAUACCGGAGAAGGACACAUUACUCACGGAUGUAGCUUUACUCAGACAGUCUUCAAUGGAGUGAAUGUAUUGGUUGGUGUUGGAAUUCUCUCUACCCCAUUUACAAUCAAAGAGGCUGGCUGGGUUAGUUUGGCACUGUUACCUCUUUUUGCAGUUGUCUGCUGUUAUACUGGUGUGCUCAUGCGAUACUGUUUCGAGAGCAAAGAAGGCAUCCUGAGUUACCCAGAUAUUGGAGAAGCUGCAUAUGGGAAAUUCGGACGCCUUCUCGUAUCUGUUGUUUUGUACAUGGAGUUAUAUUCCUACUGUGUGGAAUUUAUUAUUUUGGAAGGCGAUAACCUUACAAGGCUAUUUCCUGGAGUUUCUUUUGAUUGGGCAGGGGUUCAUCUUGACUCUUUGCACUUCUUCGGAAUGUUAACUGCACUGAUUGUUCUACCAACUGUUUGGUUGAGAGAUCUUCGAGUUAUAUCUUACCUGUCAGCUGGUGGUGUGCUUGCAAUUGUUCUGAUAUUUCUUUCAGUGAUUUUUGUGGGUACCGUGGAUGGUGUAGGAUUUCAUCAGUCUGGUUUGCUGGUGAACUGGCGCCAGAUCCCAUUUGCUAUUGGUGUAUAUGGGUUUUGCUUCUCUGGGCAUUCGGUGUUUCCAAACAUCUAUCAGUCUAUGUCUGAUAAAACAAAAUUUAACAAGGCAAUGGUUGUUAGCUUUGUUUUGUGUACUGCAAUAUAUGGGAGUUUUGCAUCCUUGGGAUAUCUAAUGUUUGGGCAAGGCACGCUAUCUCAAAUAACUUUGAAUUUGCCAAAGAGCUCCAUUGCUUCAAAAGUUGCAAUAUGGACAACGGUGAUCAAUCCUUUCACCAAAUAUGCUUUAUUGAUGAAUCCAUUGGCCAGGAGUUUGGAGGAGCUACUGCCUGUGGGAAUCUCAAAUGAACUUUGGUGCUUCAUCCUUCUAAGAACAACACUUGUCAUAUCAACCGUGGUGGUUGCUUUUAUUCUGCCCUUUUUCGGUCUGGUGAUGGCUUUAAUCGGUUCUCUCCUCAGUAUACUUGUGGCAGUUAUAAUGCCAGCUCUCUGCUUCUUAAAGAUUGUGAGGAAGAAGGCAACAGCUUUGCAGGUUGUUCUCAGCAUCCUAAUAGUUAUAUUGGGCGUCGUAAGCGCAGUCUUCGGAACAUACUCUUCACUAUCGAAGAUCGCCGACACUAUUUGAAUUAAUUGAUCAAGCCAAAACAAUAAAAUAUGCAAUGUGGAAUUCAUCGUAGGGAUGAGAGUUGGAAUUUUUGAAACUGGAAUGAAUGUCCUCUAUAAUGGCUCGCCUCUCAUAUGUGGCAACAUGGCAUAUAUGUGCAAGAUCUAAUCCACUUAUCAGAUGGGUUCCACCAUUUACAUGCCUUAUCUAACAAGGGAGACUGUGGUAAUCAGGUGGGGUACAUGAAUGUGGACCACCGGCCUAUUUCUCUCAACUUUCCAUUUCUUUUAAGUUAGCUUCAGCCCACCUAUGCAGUGUGCCCCCCUUGGUAAGCGGCCUGGAUAUCUCUCACAUAUAGCAUACUGCCACGCGUAAGAGGCCACUACCAUUUCUUUUAAAAAAUCCAUUUUCUGA
This is a messenger RNA of Magnolia sinica, 2227 nucleotides long. RefSeq names its product amino acid transporter AVT1A-like. The record is from RefSeq and is a predicted model, not a curated record. The coding region runs from base 236 to 1834 and encodes 532 amino acids. Lineage: Eukaryota; Viridiplantae; Streptophyta; Magnoliopsida; Magnoliales; Magnoliaceae. Gene Ontology annotation, cellular component: plasma membrane. The transcript is spliced from 12 exons.